Gallus gallus (chicken) is the source of this 4557-nucleotide messenger RNA. RefSeq lists its product as uncharacterized. NCBI's taxonomy places the organism in Eukaryota, Metazoa, Chordata, Aves, Galliformes, Phasianidae. The record is from RefSeq and is a predicted model, not a curated record. The transcript has a single exon. Bases 3584 to 4192 code for a protein of 202 amino acids.
GUCUUUGGUCUGUGGAAGAGCGGGCAAGCUGCCCAGGAUGACUGCGGGUUGUAAGAGACUGUUCUUUUAUAUCAUUUGACUCAAAGUUUGCCGAGGAGCAAGUCCAGGCAAGUCCUGGGCAAAGGUAGAGAAAUCUUCCGUCUGGAGGACACUGAUGGACGGGUCCUGGCUAAGCGUUGUGAAAUCCUCCAAGGAGCACAGAUGGACACGGCCAGGGGCAGCGAGAGAGAGAUGAGCUGCUGAUAACGGCCGGGAAACGGUCUUUGUGUGUGGGCUUACCUCGAGGAAGAUGGCCAUCUCAGGAGGUACGCACAGGACUCUUGCUCAAGCACCCAGGGGUGUCAGUAGGCAGCAGAAAAUGGAGGAUAAAAGAGGGGCCAACAACCCCGACAGAUUGGGCGGGGUUUUCUGCCAUCUGAUCCUUCACCACGACGGACUGAGAGGGGUUUUCUGCCAUCAGAUCCCUCACCACGACAGACUGAGAGGGUUUUCUGCCGUCAGAUCCCUCACCACGACGGACUGAGAGGGUUUUCUGCCAUCAGAUCCCUCACCACGACGGACUGAGAGGGUUUUCUGCCAUCAGAUCCCUCACCACGACGGACUGAGAGGGGUUUUCUGCCAUCAGAUCCCUCACCACGAUGGACUGAGAGGGUUUUCUGCCAUCAGAUCCCUCACCACGACGGACUGAGAGGGUUUUCGGCCAUCAGAUCCCUCACCACGAUAAACUGAGAGGGGUUUUCUGCCAUCAGAUCCCUCACCACGACGGACUGGAGAGGGUUUUCUGCCAUCCAAUCCCUCACCACGACGGACUGAGAGGGGUUUUCUGCCAUCAGAUCCUUCACCACGACAGACCAGUGAAGGGUUUCUGCCAUCAGAUCCCUCACCACGACAGACUGGAGGCUCUCUGCCUUCAGAUCCUUCUCUCCGGACCGUAUGCUGACGGACUUCCGUGGCCCUGCUACCUGAGACCUGCUGCUUCCUCCCUGACUUACUCUGCGGCUUCUUCCUGCACCCACCCGGUCCUGCCCCCUCUGGUUGCCCAAGACCCCCCUCGCUGCUCCUGCCCUUCGGCCUCGGACCGUCGGAACGUCGUGCAACGGAACUGCUGCUGGAUCCUGGUGCUGCCUAUCCCCGCUUUACGCAAUUCUUGCUUCUUUCUAUCUUUUCCAUCGCUCGCCUUCCCUUCCCCAUCGCCCCGAUCCGGAACAGUGUCCGUCCUCCCCUUUCUCCAUCUCCCUUAUUAACGUUUGUAAUAAACCGGUCGGACCAACAUUUGAACCGUUGUUUCUUAAUCUCACGCCGGGCAUGCAUAUCUCAAAGAACCUCCUCUCCCUCCUACAAAUGGGAGCGAGACAGGCACCUGAGCUGGGCCUCCUUUGGAGCGGCAGUAGCCCUAAUACCCUCGUGGCCAUACUCAGGUGUUUCCACAGCCACCAACCUCGUACCAACCCUCGUGUUCUUCGUACACGAGGCUGACUCAUCCUCCUCCUCCUUCACCAAGACACCAGGCUGGGAUCUUACCAGCGCAUCCCCCUCCUGCAAGCACCGGCCCGUUACGUACAGGCUGUGUUCUAAUGACCCCAAUUUCUAAUGACCCCAAUUACACCCCCGUCGCCUUCUGCAACUGCGAUGUGGACCUCCUGUGUCAGCCCUCGCGCACGCUGACCAAUUACCUGCUCAGGGCCAAACGACUGCACACGUGAGCAGUAAAACGGCGUUCAUUCACUACGAAGCACAGCUUAUAUACCUUUACUUAGGCACUCGUACCAUCGUGUCCUACCCUGAUUCGUCCGUACUGGAUCUUAACCCACAGUUCCUUACUUGGCUCCUAUUGUCUCCUCGUUCCUUCGCCUUCUUAUCUCGUUUACUUCGUUAGCGAAGGACGGUCUGUCUGAGCACAACAGCACCCUUUCACUGUGCUUAGGGAGAGGCCUAUCCCGUGCAGUGCAGCACGUACCUCCGCAAAGCACCCACUGCAACCCCCACCCCCUUUCAUAUCCAGCCGUGCUCCUAAAGAGGUUGAAUUCCUCGGGAAAAGACCGUCAGGAAAGUGAAGUCCUGUCACAGUUACCUAGAUAGAUCUGUGCCCGUGACAGGGGGGCAGUAGGCUCGCGGGCCCCCUCCCCCCCCGGCUUCCCGAGAAAAAAAGAAACAGAGCAGAGGCAACGAUGUAAGAAGGAGGACUUAUUUUACUAACGACGAUGUUGGAGUGCAAGAUGACACAGUAUAAUGCGAUCUCAUUGGGAGUAAGGAUAAUGAAUGGAAUGGAAUGAGAGAGAGCGGAAGAGCGAUAGAGAGAGAGAGGGAGAGAGUGCCUGCAGUGGAAUUCCGGGGUCACAGCCUGAACCGAUGGGUGCGCUCUGUGAGUGUGUGAGUGCGGCGGCGCGGCGCUACGAACGGGGAGGGACACAUUGCUCAGCUCGGCUCUGCCUGCGCGCUGCUGCCGGGAGGGGUGAGUCGAUUCUUUUGGGUAUCUUUCCCUCGUGUGCCUAUUUCUUAAAUAAAGGCUUUGCCACUGCCUUCAUUUGCUCUACAUUUUGGCGAGCCAGGCGGCCAAAUAUCUUUAAAGAUACCCAAUUAUAAGCCUCUUAAAAUAAUUACCAUGACACUUUUGAACAAUUUCAUGGGGUGGUUUGGACGGGGAAAGGCUAGCCCCAUAAGUGAAGUUUUGCCAGGGCACAUCCCGGGAUUCCUAGGAUCCCCAUAUCACGGGAUUGCUUGUAUUAUUGAAAAAUGGGGUCCCCUACGGGAUGCAGGAAAUGUUCAGGAAUCCCCAGCCCGCCUGGCUGAGUAUUUCAGUAGUCUAAACAAAAACGUACUCACUACACGAGAACGACAGUUAGCUGCCUCCACGGUGGCGUGGCCGCUGCUGAUGGCCUUGAACCGGCUAAAUAUAACUGAAGGGGUUCUCACUGAUGAAAAUCAACUAUUACGUGACCGUGUGGAAGAACUGGAAAGACAGGUUGCAAUUUUGAGAGGGAAAAAACCUAACCCUAUAAUUCUGGUACAAAAAAUCCGAAACAUCUCUCUAGAAAUAACUGGGGAUCCUAUACAAGAGAGUCCACAUGAACUGGACUCAGAAAAUGAAAGCACUAAGAAGUCGGAUCUUGAGGCUCCACUGGAGCUUGAUCCCUUUGAGAUCCGACCAGUUGUAACUCAAAAAACAAAAGAAACGCAGGACAGGCCAGCGGGGCUGCCCCCUGACCAGCGGCCCCCUGCCCAGAGCACACUACGUGUAACAGCUCGCCCAUACACGGCAGCUGAAUUAAUGGAUUUAGUACAACGCUUUAGACAAAGACCGAGAGAGAGUGUGCCAGCAUGGUUACUGAGACUAUCUGACGUGGGGGCAGAAAGCGUUGUGGUGAAUGGGCCAGAAAUCUCAAAACUGGCAUCCAUUACUACUCACCCGGCCCUCAGGCAAAGACUAUAUGCGGCUGUGCAACACAAUGAAGAAAAUCAUUCACUGAUUGCAUGGUUAAUGGCCGCAUGCCGUGUGACAUGGGCGAAUAAAACGGACAUACCAUUAAAUACCGGCCUAUGGUCCUCUAUGGAGGACUUACAAAAUUACAUCCGAGAAUGAGGUAUGAAGGAGGCAAUUUAUGAGGACAAUUUUGAGAGCCCAGAUAUGAUAAAAUUUUCCGCAGGAAUGAGGGACCUCAUCCUGCAGCAGGCUCCACCACAUCAGUAUGGAAUUUUGGUAUCCAUACUGAAUCCCCUAGUGGCCUCAGAGGCCGUUAUACAACAGGCCGCCCAAUUGGUGGCAGAUCUGGGGGAGACAGAGCGCCUGCGCGCCAGGCGCAAUGUCCGAAUGGUGGUGGAAAAGUCGGACAUCCGUCCGCCACCACGACCUAGGAGACCUGCCCCUAAUGUAAUUCAAUCUGGACCCAUCAGGGUCUCAAGAAAACAAAUGUUUACCGACCUGAUUAGGGCAGGAGUUCAAUUUCAAAAGAUCUAUGGACAGCCUAACCAGGUCUUAUUACAACUAUGGAAACAGUUACCAAACAGUCAGAGAUUCCAACGCUCUCCUAAAGGGGAAGGAGUUAGACUCAUAGAACGGAUUCCACAAAACACGUGGAAUCUAGAAGACUUCAUAGUCCCAUCAAAAAAACGUAAACCUCCUCAGGUGGCCCGGGCAGCCACAGUUGAGCCAUCAGAGGAAAAAGACUUAGGGAUUGCAGAGCUGAUGGCAUGACAGGGGAGCCAAAAUUCCCCAAGACUAGGGUCUCCAGAGGAGACCGGAGACCCUACGUUGAACUAACGAUUCAUUGGUCCCGAAAGAAUGUACAGCGGGUUAUGGCAUUAGUAGAUACUGGGGCAGAAACAUCAAUUAUAUAUGGUGACCCAAACCAAUUUUCAGGCUCUAAGGCAAUGAUAGGUGGGUUCGGGGGGCAGAUGAUCCCCGUAACACAAACAUGGUUGAAAUUGGGGGUUGGGCGUCUACCACCCCGGGAGUACAAGGUGUCUAUCGCCCCAGUUCCAGAGUACAUAUUGGGGAUUGAUAUCCUGUUGGGUUUGACUCUCCAAACCACUGUGGGAGAGUUCAGAUUAAGGGAAAGA